AUGGGAAUAAACCUAGACAUUAAAAUUAUAUUUGAGGAUAAAUUGGGUGAUGUGACACAUACACUAACGACCCAUUACCAUAAUAAUAUUAAGAGUCUCGUAUGUGGCCUUUCAGGGUAUUAUCAAAAUAUUUUUUUAGCAUCAGAAUGUCAUGUAAUUCAGCAUUUCCUGUUCCUUAUUCAUCAAGAGAGCCGAAAACAUUCUGAAUGCAAAAAAGAAGAACUAUCUAAAGAGAAAAGAAAUAAAAUGUUCGUGAAAAUGCGGUUCUGCAUCAUCAUUCAGAUAGAUCCUGCUCCGAAAGCAGAGGCAAACAAAUAA
This is a messenger RNA of Clunio marinus, 318 nucleotides long. The record is from the annotation of a GenBank genome assembly. NCBI's taxonomy places the organism in Eukaryota, Metazoa, Arthropoda, Insecta, Diptera, Chironomidae.